CAUUUCCUAAUCCGUCUUUCAUGCUGAAUUCUUUGUUCUAAAGGAACGCUACAUGCUGCAGCCUCUCCUUUAAUCUCUUGCUUCAUUCAUGCAGAGCUCAGCCUGCAGCUGCAACACAUGCUGCUGUUGCUAUUUCUGUCAAACUGCUUUAAUGCACAUUACACACUCAGGACGAGGGCUUCGGCACACACACCAUUAGCGGCAGCAUGUGGCUCGUCUUGCUCUCUCUCUCCCACACACACACAGGCUCUCUCGCCCUCAGUCGGUGAGCUGGAUGUGUUGGACGGAGCUCUGAGGCGACCAGAGGAAGCCGACAGAGCAGCGAUGAGGACGAAAGGGCGUUUGUGGUGAUGAACAGCAUUUGAGCCAGAUAACAACUACAGUCCAGCUUCAACUCAAGAUUUGGUUUCAAGCGGAAUCUGGAGCUUUGAGUUGGAAACAGUUCCUCUCCACAAACAAUUCUGAUUUUAAAGCUAAAUGGGGAUUUUUAGCUUUUUCACCCCCAAAAGCAGCAGAUGAAGCAGAAAAAGACCAGCUUCUCAUCUCGAUCUCUCCGAUUGGAGGCUGAAGCGGCAGAGCAGAUGGUUACGUCCCGUCUCCUUCUCAGGACCCGCUCCACAGACGGAUGCCAGCCUGAAGCCGUUCUGGAGUCAGACAUGAAGAAUCAGGACCAGUAUGGACGAACCCAUCUGGAGAGUCUGGUCUGCGCAGGCCUGUCCAGUCUGGUGUUGGUUCUGUUGGGACCGCUGGGUUCUGUCCACAGCUGUCCUGGUCUUUGCACUUGCUACGGUAACACCACGGAGUGUCCUGCUGCUGGGCUCCUCUCCCUGACGCCCAUCCUGUCACUAGACCAGGGCACCCUGAUCCUCCGUCUCCCCCACAACAACAUCUCCUCUUUGGGCAGAGCGGACCUGUCCAACCUCAGCAGCCUGGAGCUGUUGGACCUUUCCCACAACCACUUGUCCUCACUACAGCCCGGAGCGUUCUCCGGCCUGAGCGGUCUGCACUGGCUCAACCUCUCUGCUAACUACUUCGGGCUACGUCUGGCGACAUCUGACCCAAACAACAGCACCGAGGCCCUACGGAGCUUCAGUGGAAAUAAAGGCACCAUUGGCCUGAGCAAGGACGUUUUUAAGGGGCUGUGGCGCUUACGAGGGCUCGACCUGUCCUUCAACGGCCUCCUGUGGGUGCCCAAGGGUCUGCUGGAUGGGCUGCAGAGGCUCGUCUGGUUGUCCCUGGCCAACAACCGGCUGGUGGCCCUGGACAGAGUCACCUUUGAGCCGCUGGUGGAGCUGCAGCAUCUGCAGCUGGCAGGAAACCCCUGGGAGUGCGACUGCAAGCUGAGGGACUUCAAGCACUGGAUAGAGUGGUUGAUUUACAGGGAUGGGCAGGUAGAUGCGAUGCAGUGCAGUCUCCCAAAGGAUUUGAAGGGCAGAGACAUGCGCAGCGUGCCGGUGGAGAUGUUCAGCUACUGCCUGCACGGCAUCUCCAGGGACGGCGUGCCGGGCUACGCCACCCGGCCGCCGUGCCCGCCCGGCCGCAUCAACAGCAACGAGGACUGCGUGCGCUACCGCUACCGCCCCCUGAGCGUGCGCCGGGCGCACGGCACGCAGAUCGUGGCAGGCGUGGUGUGUGGCACGGUGUGCGUCAUGAUGGUGGUGGCCGCCACUUAUGGCUGCAUCUACGCCUCGCUGAUGGCGCGGUACCAGCGGCAGAUGAAGCGCCGCGGCCCACCUCUGAUGGCCGAGUCCGGAGCCGAGACAGACAUGGAAGACGGGCAAAUGUCCCCGACCUCAGCGGAGAAGUCGCCGCCAAAGGAGGCCUGUGGGACGGUGCACGGCUACCGAAUCAGCAGCUUCUGACACGCGGCUUUGUACAGAUGCUAGAUCCCGACGGGACCCGAGGCUACUUCAGCGCCUCUCAUCGCUGAUGAGACGACAUGUGGAGAGGAAAACCCUGCAGCUCUGCAACUGGGCUGUAAAUCUCUGGGCGGGGACUGAUUGUACAGCUAAUGGACCGGAUGGGAUUCAGUGAAACUGAGAUGCUGCAGCACUUCCUUUAAUAUAUGGAAGCUCUGUGAAUUGUUAUUCCCCGCGCUGCAUUUCUCAGCCAGCUUUUAAACUCCUUUGAGCUGCUGUUUGGCACUUCUGCACCUUGACUUCCUUUUAUCUGUGUUUCAUUGGUUGUUAUUAUUUAUCUUAAAGUAUCUGUCUUUGUCUUGCCUAAGUUUGCCCAACAAGCUUCAAAAGUACAAACAUGUGAAAUGUUUCCUUUUCUUAUGUUCAUCUUCAUUGUUAGAAACGAUUCCUUGCACUUCAAUUAGGACGCUCCAUUGUUAAAUUCCCUACAAAUAACAGAGACUUUGACGUGUACCCCUGUCCUACUGCCAUCAGGUAAAAAGCUACUUGAUGCUUCAUGACUUAGAUGCGCUCAGACUGUAGAGCAAUGCUGCCACCUGGAGGGCAAGCUUUGAGCUGCAGCAGCUUCUAAAUCAGCACAAAAAACUCAAGCAGAGUCCACAUAGACACUAUAAACAUCCAUGUGUUUAGAUUUUAUCCAUAUUUCUGUGAUAAGCACAUUUAGCUGUGUAUGUAAUUUAACUCAAGGACUGUUAUGUUAAAGACAAUAAACUCUAAUAUUUAUGUAAACUGCUAAUUUCUUCUUUUUCAAAACGACUGACAUGACGACAAACUCAGUCCUGGUCACAGAACCGGGCGGUG
This is a messenger RNA of Betta splendens (Siamese fighting fish), 2720 nucleotides long. RefSeq names its product leucine-rich repeat and transmembrane domain-containing protein 2-like. Bases 516 to 1862 code for a protein of 448 amino acids. NCBI's taxonomy places the organism in Eukaryota, Metazoa, Chordata, Actinopteri, Anabantiformes, Osphronemidae. The record is from RefSeq and is a predicted model, not a curated record. Gene Ontology annotation, molecular function: protein binding. Gene Ontology annotation, cellular component: plasma membrane. The transcript is spliced from 4 exons.